Molecule: messenger RNA, 2066 nt
Organism: Cylas formicarius (sweet potato weevil)
Lineage: Eukaryota; Metazoa; Arthropoda; Insecta; Coleoptera; Brentidae
Product: ER degradation-enhancing alpha-mannosidase-like protein 2
Exons: 8
Coding region: 174-2057 (627 amino acids)
Biological process (GO): carbohydrate metabolic process; endoplasmic reticulum mannose trimming; mannose trimming involved in glycoprotein ERAD pathway
Cellular component (GO): endoplasmic reticulum; membrane
Molecular function (GO): mannosyl-oligosaccharide 1,2-alpha-mannosidase activity; calcium ion binding
Source: RefSeq, a predicted model, not a curated record
AUGUAAUAGCAGAUACAACAUAUCAAACCUGUAAAAUAUAAAAAGUGACCGUGACAAGCUAGUUCUCUUUUCUAAGAAGAAACAAUAUCUCUGACCCUAACCUAAUAUCUACUUACAUUAUAUUUUCUAUAAAUGUUUUUACAAAAAAGUUGAUUUUGUAUGUUGCUCCAAAAAUGGCGUGUUUUAAAAGAAAUAGGUUAAUAGUUUUUUUAAUUGCACUUGUACUACAAAAUGGUUUUUGUGUUAGGAUUUACACAAAAUCUGAUUUAAAUAAAUUAAAAAAUGAAGUUCAACAAAUGUUUUAUCAUGCUUAUGAUAGUUACCUGAAAUAUGCGUUUCCAUAUGAUGAAUUAAGACCUAUUAGUUGUGAUGGUACAGACACCUAUGGGAGUUAUUCCCUUACACUAAUUGAUGCUCUUGACACAUUGGCAAUUAUGGGAAACUAUACUGAAUUCCAAAGGGUGGUCGACAUAUUAUCAAUGAAACAAGACUUUGACAGUAAUAUAAAUGUUUCUGUGUUCGAAACAAACAUUAGAAUAAUUGGUGGACUUCUCAGUGCACAUCUUUUGUCAUAUAAAGCAGGUGUAAAAUUAGAGCCCGGGUGGCCUUGCAAUGGGCCAUUGUUAAGACUUGCAGAAGAUGUCGCCAAAAGACUAUUACCUGCCUUUGAUACUAAGACAGGUAUGCCUUAUGGUACUGUAAAUUUGCGAAAGGGAGUACCCAAAGGAGAGACACCUGUUACUUGUACAGCUGGUAUAGGCACUUUCAUUGUAGAAUUUGGCACUUUGAGCAGAUUGACUGGUGAUCCAUUAUAUGAGGAAGUAGCCAUGAAUGCAUUGUAUUCUCUUUUUGAACAUCGAUCAGCUCUUGGGUUAUUUGGAAAUCAUAUUGAUACUGACACGGGACAUUGGACUGCUCAGGAUGCAGGGAUUGGGUCUGGCGUUGAUUCCUAUUUUGAGUACUUGGUUAAAGGGUCCAUAUUACUGCAAAGGCCAGAACUGAUGGCAAUGUUUCUUGAGGCGAGGCAAGCAUUUGACAAAUACCUAAAAAAGGACGAUUGGUACAUGUGGGUCUCAAUGACCAAAGGGCAUGUAACAUUACCAGUGUUUCAAUCACUAGAAUCUUUUUGGCCUGGAUUACUGAGUCUUAUUGGUGAUACUUCAAAUGCAAUGGGUACACUUCACAAUUACCAUCAAGUAUGGCACCAGUAUGGCUUCAUCCCAGAAUUCUAUUACAUUACCCAAACGGAAGCUGGUACAGGAAAAGAAAGCUAUCCUCUCAGGCCCGAACUCAUUGAGUCUAUCAUGUACUUGUAUAGAUCCACUGGAGAUCCAUUUUUGUUGCAAGCUGGAGAAGAUAUCCUUAGAAGUAUUCAACAUAGUGCAAAGACUCCUUGUGGAUUCGCCACAAUCAAAGAUGUAAGGGACCAUCGCAAAGAAGACAGGAUGGAGUCUUUUUUUCUCUCAGAAACAACAAAGUACCUUUAUCUGUUAUUUGAUACAGACAACUUUAUCCAUAAUCAGGGUCAGCAUGGCACUCUUAUCAAUACACCGAAUGGAGAAUGUGUUGUAGAUGCAGGGGGUUAUAUUUUCAACACAGAAGCGCACCCAAUAGAUCCUAGUGCUUUGCAUUGUUGUCACAAUAUCCCAUCAUACAAUCUUUACAAUUUCAAAGAACUUGACAGUAAAAAGUACCUUUUUAGAGGCAUUCCGAUCAGUAAAGCUCAAGAGAAAAGUGAAAGUUCAAGAAAGUCAACGAAUUAUUCUGAGCCUUCAGAACAAACUGUUGGAUUAAAUGUAACUACCUUAAUCACUAGUGUUGAAGUUUCAGAAAAUACGUCCUCAGUUAUGGAAGGAGCAGCUAAAAAUAUGUCAAACAGAUUGGACUUGUUAAUUGCAUACAAUGAAAUGUUUGAUCCUCAGCUGAUGCUGGAGAAAUUCAGAAUGCAAGAUAAAAUUCAUAAGAAUACAAGUUGGGAGAUGAAUUAUGAAUUGUUAAGCUGCACAGCGCAAAAUUUCCUCCAUAAAUUGAGUAUUAUGGGAGAGUUUUUCCAGUAAUUGUGUUCU